AUGUCACUAAUUUCUGCGUUAUCUCACAGUACUACCAAAUUGUGUGCGCCUCAGGAUGCAGCAACCGAUCUACAUUAUGGUAGGAAAGACGGAGGUUCAGUUACUUCAGAAACCGUUACAGAGUCCUCAUCAGAUACAUCUGGUCCAAUGAAUCUACAUACAGCUUAUUCAUUUAAUAAUAAAAGUGGUAGAUUAAAUUGCGAAUCUUAUGAAGCUCUUUUUGUUGGAGAUUUAGACCCUCAAAUUACAGAGAGUCAUUUAACUAAAAUAUUUUCCAAAUAUUCAUCUUUUAUAUCUACAAAAAUCUGUAUGAAUAAAUUUACCAAACUUUCUUUGGGUCAUGGAUAUUUAAACUUUGGAAGUAAAAAUGAUGCUGAGUUAGCUAUGGAAGAAUUGAAUUACACAAAAAUUAUGUCGAAAGAAAUUAGGUUAAUGCCCUCUAUGAGAGAUAUAAAAAACAGAACAACCAUAGGCACAACCGUAUUAUUUUCGAAUAUCCGUCCUUGUGGAUUUAAUCUAACAACUAGAAUAUUUUUUGAAACGUUUCGCAAAUAUGGUAAAAUAUUGUCAUGUAAAUUAGAAAAUCAAAAUAAUAAAGCAUUUGUUACUUAUUUUAAUGAAGAAGAUGCAAAAAAUGUUGUUAAUUCCUUCGAUGGUGUUUCAUUAGAAGGUCAGAAACUGGGUUGUUCAAUAUUUACAGAAAAAUAUUUAAGAAAUAAAGAAGAAGUUCCAGUCGUGACACCUAGCGCUAACUUUAAAAAAGAGAUUAUUAUUGAUCCUGUUACAAGAGGUAUUUCACUUCAAAAUAAAAAAGAAUCAGUCACAGAAAGGGUAAUGACACCAAUUCAUACUUCCAAAGAAAAUUCUUCAUCCGCGGCCAGUAAGACAGCAGAAUCUCAAUUUUACACUGUAGUUAUUAAGAAUUUCCCUUUAAGUUUGACAGAAGAAAGUCUCCCUAGUAUGUUACGUACUUAUAAAGAACUUUCAAUUGCACCAAAGAUUAGACAAAGACAAAGUUGGAUAUUUGUUAGAAAUAUUUCUACUGAUCAUAAGGACAUAUUAAUUAAAACUUUUAAUAAUGAGAAAUUUUUCAACAAAACGUUAAUUGCCCAAUGUUUUAUUGUGAAAAAAAGAUCGAAUCACUUAAAACUUAAUAAUUCUGUUCUUUUAACUAAUUUAUGCAUUCUGUGCAAUAAGACUUUUUUGAAACAUAUCUGUUUACAAGAAGACAUAAAUUAUACAAGUAUUAAAAUUGAAUCCUAUCAAAAAGAAUCGAUUACUUUCAACGGCGUCAUUAAUUGCAGAACUUUCCAAGAUGCAACGCAACUCAUAAAUUAUAUGAACAACAGAUUAAUAGGUGGCAUGUUAGUCAAAGCUGCAUUAAAAGAGUGA
Messenger RNA from Maudiozyma saulgeensis, 1392 nucleotides. The record is from the annotation of a GenBank genome assembly. Lineage: Eukaryota; Fungi; Ascomycota; Saccharomycetes; Saccharomycetales; Saccharomycetaceae.